Menidia menidia (Atlantic silverside) is the source of this 1571-nucleotide messenger RNA. The record is from the annotation of a GenBank genome assembly. NCBI's taxonomy places the organism in Eukaryota, Metazoa, Chordata, Actinopteri, Atheriniformes, Atherinopsidae.
CCGGGCUAGUAGCUCCAUCUCUCUCUGAUCCCCUCCCUGUUCUUCAGUCUGCCCUUCUUUGCGGAUCGAACCUCCUGGACUGAGCUGCUAGAAAAUUCCUGGCCCUCUGCUGCCUCUACUCUUCAGCUAUCCUCAGAUAAUAACCAGACAACGUAACCAUGGCAAACUCUUUCACUCGCAUGAUUUCGGGCCGUAACGCGGCAGUGAUGAUGGCGGUGGGAGCGGGGACCCUGGGCUCAGGGUACCUCCUGAGUGACAGUACUGCUGCUGCUGACAGGAAGAGGCUCUACCCUCCCAGCGCUGAUUUCCCUGACCUGAGGAAGCACAACAACUGCAUGGCAGCAGCUUUAACCCCCAAAAUCUAUGCCCACCUGAGGGACAAGACAACACCCAACGACUGGACCCUGGACCAGUGCAUCCAGACUGGGGUUGACAACCCCGGACACCCCUUUAUCAAGACCGUGGGAAUGGUGGCUGGAGAUGAGGAGAGCUAUGAGGUGUUUGCUGAGAUCUUUGACCCUGUCAUUAAGGACCGACACAAUGGCUAUGACCCUCGCGCAAUGAAGCAUCCCACCGACCUGGACGCUUCCAAGAUCACUUCCGGAGUGUUUGAUGAACGCUACGUCCUGUCAUCUCGCGUGCGUACCGGCCGCAGCAUCCGUGGACUGAGUCUGCCCCCCGCAUGCACCCGCUCCGAGCGCCGUGAAGUGGAGCGCGUGACCGUGACGGCUUUGGCCGGCCUGAAAGGAGACCUGUCAGGCCGCUACUACAGCCUGGGAGAGAUGACUGACAAGGAGCAGCAGCAGCUUAUUGAUGAACACUUCCUGUUUGAUAAGCCUGUGUCACCUCUGCUCACAUCAGCUGGGAUGGCCAGAGACUGGCCUGAUGCUCGUGGGAUCUGGCACAACAAUGAGAAGAACUUCCUGAUCUGGAUCAAUGAGGAGGACCACACCAGGAUCAUAUCCAUGGAAAAAGGAGGAAACAUGAAGAGAGUUUUUGAAAGAUUCUGCAGAGGUCUUAAACAGGUGGAGCAUCUAAUUCAAGAGAGAGGAUGGGAGUUCAUGUGGAACGAGCGUCUGGGCUACAUCCUCACCUGCCCCUCUAACCUUGGUACCGGACUCAGGGCUGGUGUGCAUAUUCGUCUGCCUCUUCUCAGCAAGGAUCCCCGUUUCAAGAAGAUAUUGGAAAACCUGAGACUUCAGAAGAGAGGCACGGGAGGAGUUGACACAGCUGCCACUGGAGACACCUUUGACAUCUCUAACCUUGAUCGUUUGGGCAAAUCAGAGGUGGAGCUGGUACAACUAGUGAUCGAUGGUGUUAACUACCUAACUGAGUGUGAGAAGAGGCUGGAGAGGGGACAGGACAUCAAGAUCCCUGCCCCUAUCCCUCAGUUCAGGAAGUGACUUCCGGAAGGGAACCCUGAAGUAGAACAGCUUCUCCAGUGGCUGAUUGUUUAAUUGUUGGUCCCACAAGGGAUCCAUGGCAUGAAGAGCAAUGUACAAACUUGCAGUCACAAUAAACUCAUGCAUGUACAUGAUUUCUAAACAAAAUAAAUUCUAAUAAUGCAUUAA